GUGUGAUAUAAACUCGAAAAUGAGUUUGAGAUUAAUAUAAAUAGUUGGAGAUGACUUGGUUCCGUGAUUAGUGACUGGAUCGGAGAUUGAGCUAAAGGAUAAGAUUCAAAGAGGGCUGUUGAUAGGCUUUACAAGAGUUUAAUCAUGGAUGAUGGGAGGAUUUGUGCUUGCUCAAGGAAAUACUUGUUUGCAUUCGAGAGAAACGGAACCAUCGCGUGGGCGCUGCACUUGAACUAUACUUGCAGUUCGAGUAUAACUCCGGUUCAUGGAGGAUCAAGCAAGAUAUAUUUAGUUGCAGAGAACAAAGUACUGAAAAUCUAUCCUCCAAGGAUUGGAACUAAUGAAGCUCCUGUGGAAGUAUUCUUCGAAUGUGCAGAAGAGAUCAUUGGGAUCGCUGCAAGCUUAUCGAGCUCUUGUGUGCUCAUCAAUGUCAAAAAUAGAGGGCUGUUUGCUUAUCGCUUGUACCCCAUGAUGACUCGAACCCCCGACCUAUUGGUUAGAGGGGAAGCGUCUUACCUAGGGACGGAUCUAUAUGGCUUUCACAAGGGGCAAAUGCCCCACCUAGAAAAAAUUCAUAAUUCCUGGCUCCGUCAACUGAUGCGCAUCAUUGUCGAAUUGUGAUUCUAAUCUAUCGCUGUAGCAGCUGCUAAAAGGCUGGAACUCAAGUCUUAUUGGAUAAGAAAUGUGAACUACUACUAGAUUCCAUCUCAACACUUUGAUAUGCAAUGAAUUAA
Salvia hispanica is the source of this 734-nucleotide messenger RNA. NCBI's taxonomy places the organism in Eukaryota, Viridiplantae, Streptophyta, Magnoliopsida, Lamiales, Lamiaceae. The record is from RefSeq and is a predicted model, not a curated record.